UAACCUGCUAACAGGUUAUGGGCCCAGAAGCCGCAAGAAUUAUUCUGAGAGUCUGACGACGGACACGUGCAUUGGGAAGACGUCUACUUUGCUGGCGCGCAAAGCGGUAGCUAGCCAAAAGUUGGAGUUAGCUUAGCAAAGGACGCAAAUGGCAACAAGAACGAAGAUUAAGUGGCCCACGUUUGACGGGAGAGCGGAGGAGUAUGAGCUCUGGGAAGAAAGGAUGUUAUGCUGCAUGCACAGUGCAGGCCUGAAGCAGACAAUCCUGAACAAGCCAGCCGGACCGCUGUCAGUGGAUGAACAAGCGCGGGAUGACAAGCUCAACGCGGAUGCAUACUGCGCGCUGGCGCCCUUAUUGGACAAUACCAGCUUGGGACUGAUAUUCAGAGACACUAAAGACAAAGGCCGAGAGAGUCUCAAAGUGUUAAGAGAACACUACAUCGGCAAAGGUAGGCCCCGGAUUGUGUCGUUAUAUAUAACAUUAACCUCGCUGAAGAAAGCAGACACGGAGACUGUUACGGAGUACAUUAUCCGAGCGGAGCAAAUCAUCACAGCGCUCAAGACUGCGGGCGAAGCACCGAGUGAGGGACUGAUGAUGGCAAUGAUUAUGAGAGGACUACCAGAAAAAUACAAGCCGUUCACGCUGAUGGUCACGCAUAGCUCUGCGGACAUGAAGCUGGGAGAGUUUAAAGCUAAACUGAGGAACUUCGAGGCUUCCGAAGAUAUGGAGCCUGUAGCUGAUGACGCGGGAGAGCGAGUGCUGAAAGCCCGCGCGGCGGUAAAGAAAAGAAGCGGACCCCCGACAGAGCUGGUGUGCUGGAGAUGUGGAGAAAAGGGACACAGAAAAGACGACUGCUCAAAGAAAGCUUGGUGUAACUCCUGUAAAAGCGCAAGUCACACAGACAGAGCGUGCAGAAGGAAGGAACGCGGACGCGGAUCUCGCUGUGCGCGCGCUCAAGAUGACGGCGGCGAGAGCGGAACCUACGAGGCGGGCUGCAGGCGCGCUGACAUCGGACGAGCUGCGGGAAAAGACUUCACGUUCAAGACGGAGACGGAUGAUGCUAGCGGAGCAGCACCGCAGAUCCACAUAAAAGGGCUGGUCGUGGACACAGGAGCAUCGUCCCACAUCAUCAACGACAGGAGCCGGUUCAAGAACUUCGACAGCACCUUCAAGCCAGAGAGGCACAGCAUGGAGCUGGCAGACGGAAAGCGUACUUUCGGGUUGGCACAAGGCAGGGGAGAUGCACAGAACACUCCUUUAGACCUGAUUGAAACAGGAAAGUCCCUGAAAGUCCAAGCAGAGCGCCCCCACCUGGUCAGCUUGGGAAGUGGACGUCUCAGCACAGCCAUCACUUUACUUCCACUGCUGGAAGGGAGAACCACACUGGGCAGUGAGAGGACAGAUAUCCCUCUGCAGGGUCCUGGCAUCGCUGCUCAGCACUGCUACAUCGAGAACCAGGCAGGGAGCAUCACCUUGUACCCAUGCGGGAACCCGUGCUCUGUGGAUGGACUUGCCAUCUCCAAACCGUAUCGCCUCACACAAGGCUGCAUGUUGUGUUUUGGUCAGUCGGCAUUUUUUCGUUUCAACCACCCAGAAGAGGCUCAGAGGAUGAAGAACAUGCUUCCCGGAGGACACCUUGAUGCCCCCAAAACACUCCCCCCUGAUACCCACAGAAACGCCAACGGGAACCAUGAGCUUUUCUCAAGUGACGCCAAACUUGACAACAUGGCCAGGAAUUUUCAGAACUCCCUGGUUCUGAAAGCAUCGCCAUCAUCGGGGACUGGUAAGCAGCAAGCCCAACCAGCUCCUGCAGACCUGGAGCUGAACGGGAAAAAUGGCUCCUCGUUAGCGCCUGAAAACAAGUUGCUCAGUCAGAACAUCAAACCGUUUCCAGUUCCUGCCAGAUCAUCAAAUACUAGUCAAAUUCCUGUUCCUCAACCACGAACUUUACGCUCUACAGCCUUGAGUGAUACCAGUGCGGGUCAGAAGGUCCACGAGAGUCCAAAACCUCUUAGGAAGUCGAGGGCAGAGGCUACAUCAAGCCCUAAACCACAGAUGAAGGGGUUAGGCCCAGAAAACUCAAGUUUUAUCCCCAAUCACACUGCGCCCUCCACUAAGUUUUCCACCGCUCCACCCAGCCCCCGGUUAAGAGACUCCUCCCUGCAGAGGAGGUCUCAUAGUCCCAUGCAACAUCAUGUGGAUUUCCUUCAAAAACCAACUCUGAAGGAGCUUCCUCCUCCCAGUCCUCAGAUGGCCCACCGCAAACCUGCGUCAAAAACAGAGCGCACGAGGUCACCACAUAUACGGACUCCAUCAACGCUGACUAAAGCUGGGAAUGAGUUUGGAAGCAGUGCGAUGAGACCCGAACCAGGAAGUGCACACACAUCAAGCUUGGGCUCUGGACCCAGUUUGUCUCCCCUCGCAAGUCCUCGCAGUCAAAGAAAGACUUCUGCUAUGAGCACAAGAGGAUCUGGUGGCAAAGAAGGGAAUCUUACCAAACCAUAUACCAGGGAGCGCAAGAACAGCAUCUCUGAGAUCAGUGACAAUGAGGACGAGUUGCUGGAAUACCACCGCUGGCAGAGGGAGGAGAGGCUGCGAGAGCAGGAAAUGGAGAAACUGGAGCGACAGAGACUGGAGACCAUCCUGAACCUGUGCGCAGAGUAUAAUCAGGAGGACAGCUCUCCUGAGCUUGUGAGGACGGGGCUGCAGGAGGUUUUUAGAGGGAUCGCCUCGGAUGCAGCAGGAAGGACGCCUCAUCAGGGAGAAGAGAGAGCCCAGAGGCUGAGAGACAAUGAUGAGGAUCUGCAGAGAGAGGAGUCGAGCAGCACGGAGAGCACACAUCAAGAGAGGGAAGAGAUGUUUACCGGGCAGGAGCAGAACUACCUGGAGGAGGAGAGAACCAAGAUCCUGGCCAGGGUGGACGGUUUGAAGCACAGAGUCAGCGAGCUGGAGCAGCAGCUGCAAGAGACCAAACAGGAGGUGGAGAUGGAGCAGGCCCUGCUGCAGGCUGAGAGGUGGGCAGAGCAGGAGGAGGUGGAGGCUGAAAACCAAAUCCUUUCUCAGCUCCAGCUCAGACUGGGCCAGCUGAACAAGGCCGCCCAGCAAGAGAAAGACAAGGGGAGGGCUAAUGUGUCGGCUGAGCGGAGCCUCCUGGAAAAGCAGAGGAUUGAGUACAAUGAGCUGAAGAGGCAGUUUGAUAAGUGCCCCUUGUCUGAAAGGGAACAGUUGCAGGAGCAGCUCAGCAGGAAAGCAGAAGCUCUUGAGUCUGGCACCAAGCAGUUUGAGGAGCUGGAGUUCUGUCAGCUGGAGGAGGAGAGCCGGCUGGAGGAGAAGAAGGAGGCUCAGAGUUCACAGCUUCUCCAGGAACAAGCAGAGUUUCACUACCGUGUGGCCAACAGGAAGGAGAAAGUGGCUGUGUUGGACGCUCAGGUGAGGCAGCUGGGGAUACAGGCGUCUCAGGACUGCGAGAGGAUGGUGAAAGAACGCACCGCGGCUCUACAGCAGCUGCAGAAGGAGCAGGACAGGUUGUGUUCCCUGGAGAAGAGGUACCAGGCUUUAACAGGAGAGGAGCAUUUCCCAAAGGCCUCCAGCAGUGUGAAGGAGGAAUCACUUCACAUCAGCGAGACUGACCUUGUUUAUGUGGACGGCCCUCCUCAUAGCCCCUGUCCCUCCUCUGCCUCCUCCUCCUCUAUCAUUCCCUCCCCUGAACUCUGUCCUGUCAGGCUACAAGAGGAGUACCUCAGGCUGUCUGAUGUAUAUAGGAUGUAUGGAAAUGCUUCUAUGCAGCCUCUCCCUCCUUCCCUCGCUGCUCUCCACUGCCUCUCCCUCCCUGCAUCUCCAGCUCUCCCAUGUGAGGAGUAUAUCACAGUCAGUCAAUUAAGCCAGAUAUUUGGGAUGCAGAGGGUCAUCCCCUCCUCUUCCUCGUCUACUCCAUCAUUCCAACUUGCUUCGUCCGAGUCCUCGUUCUCCUCCCGCUCAGCUGCAUGCGGUCCUUCUUCCUUUCUUUCCACUCAGAGCCAGGCUGAGCUGAGCAGGAAUGUUAUGACUCCCAUUAAUCUUGAGCGCUGGUAUCAGGACAUCAUGGCUGCUGGAGAGCCUCAGUCCUGUCCUCCUCCGCUGCCUGCAAAGUCUUUUUCCACACGCAGACACGGGCAGCUUUUGAAGUCUAAGUCAGAAGGCGAGGUUGGGCAGGGAUCAUCGGGCGGUCACGUUGCCAGCACUGUUGUCAUGUCACACUCCAGUAGUCUAAUGAAUGACAGAAAUUCCACCACUAAGGGAUUACAGCUGAUGCUGAGAGAGAUGUCAAACCCGUUAGACAUGGAUCCCCGGAGACAAAUGGCUUCACAGUUCAAAGAUCUGCCUCCUUCAGUUAAUCACUCCAUCCUGCAUCAUCAGCCGCCACCAAGUGGCAGCCAGGCGUACGACACCUUGAGCUUGGAGAGCUCAGACAGCCUGGAGACCAGCGUAUCCACCGGCAACUCUGCCUGUACCCCAGAAAGCGCCUGUGGGUUGGAGGCACAGAGGAUGGAGGAGAUGGAGAAGUUACUGAAGGAGGCGCAGCAGGAGAAAGCCAGACUGAUCGAGAAUAGGGAGAGGGAGGUGCAGUCUCGGCGGCAGAUGUUGGAGGAGGAGAGGAGGAGGCGAGAGGAGGCCGAGAGGAGGCUUCAGGACGAGGCGGCCCACAGGCAGAGGCUGGUGGAGGAGGAGGUGAAGAUGAGAGAGAAACACUUCUCUCAGGCUCGACCAAUGACUCGCUAUCUGCCAAACCGGAAGGAGGAGUUUGAUCUGCGAGCCCACGUGGAGUCCUGCGGCCACAGCCUGGACACCUGCCCCUUCGUCAUCCUCACGGAGAAAAUGUGUAAAGGUCACCUGGUGAAGAUGGGCGGCAAAAUCAAGUCCUGGAAAAAACGCUGGUUUGUUUUCGACCGUCUCAAGAGGAACUUCUGUUAUUACAUCGACAAGCAUGAGACCAAACUGAAAGGACUCAUUUACUUCCAGGCGAUUGAAGAGGUCUACUACGAUCACCUCCGCAGUGCAACUAAGAGUCCAAAUCCAUCUCUGACGUUCUGUGUGAAAACUCACGAUCGACUCUACUACAUGGUGGCUCCGUCCCCAGAGGCCAUGCGGAUCUGGAUGGAUGUCAUAGUGACGGGAGCGGAGGGCUACACUCAGUUCAUGAGCUGAGGAUUUCGAGGGUGACUGGAUAGAGCAAACGCCCCGGCUCCUGUGAGCCGACCGGGCCCGCUGCGUGAAGCAGCUGAAGCCCAAAGAGCGCAGGGCCUGAUGGAUGAUGACAGAUGAACUGUCCCUUUCAGAAACCUCAUGUCCUUAACAGAUGCGGGGGGUUGUGGCCGAGUUGUAUUUAUCAUUUGAUACGUUUUGUGGUGGAGGACUGACAGCAGCUCUGAGGCACAGGACUCAAACUCUACAUCCAAAAAUGUGUUAAAAAAUAAUAAUAAUGUGAUUUUUGUGUUAUUGUUUGUAGGAUUUCAGGGACAACAUUUUCACAAUUUCGUAUUUUAUUUAAGCUAAAGGAUUUUACAACCACAAAGCAGAAAUAUGCAUGCAGUUUUAAACUUUUUUUAAAUGUAUUUCUACCUUUUUUUUCCUGCAAGUUUAGUAUUUUUUUCAAACAAAAAUAAUAAUAUACUAAUAAACUACAAGAAUAGUAGAUUUCAAAAUAAACCAUAAUGUAGAGGCAUUGUUUACUGCUAAAAGAAACUAUAUUGGUGCCACACCUUUAUUAAUAUCAAUCUAUAUAUCUUGUAAGAAUAUUUUAUUUAGGCAUUAUUUCAAUGUUUCUGUCUUACACAACUGUUAAGCAUUUUAGCGAGAACCAUAGCAGUUUAAUUAUAUUCUAAGACCACUGUGUACAUCUAAUAAAGAAAACCUUUGUUGA
Oryzias melastigma (Indian medaka) is the source of this 5900-nucleotide messenger RNA. It is a transcript of the gene phldb1a, whose product is annotated as pleckstrin homology-like domain, family B, member 1a. Gene Ontology annotation, cellular component: basal cortex. The transcript is spliced from 24 exons. NCBI's taxonomy places the organism in Eukaryota, Metazoa, Chordata, Actinopteri, Beloniformes, Adrianichthyidae. Gene Ontology annotation, molecular function: nucleic acid binding; zinc ion binding; protein binding. The coding region runs from base 149 to 5185 and encodes 1678 amino acids. Gene Ontology annotation, biological process: regulation of microtubule cytoskeleton organization. The record is from RefSeq and is a predicted model, not a curated record.